AUGCUCCUGGCGAGCCAGGCCGCUAACGCUGCCCCUGUUGCCAUGGGCAACGCUCAGGGCGACCUCGCCGCGCGCGGCAACGUUGCCAACGCUCGCGAUGAGAUCCCUGACUUUGCCCGUCGCGGCACGGACAUGAGCGCGGGCAAGGAGCGCGCUCAGCGCCGCAAGGUCCACGAGGAGCCCACCUGGGAGCCCUACACGGUCCUCGUCCCGAAGACCACGGAAAAGGGCUCGACCGUGCACGACACCAAGACGAAGUACCGCACCCGCACCCGCACCCGCACCUACCUUACUACCUAUACCCCGUCGACUACGUCGCAGCAGUCGUGGACUAGCGUCGCUACCCUUGGUACGACGAUUACGCUCGAGGGCGCUGGUUCCGGCACUGCGCAGCCGACGUCGGCUAUUAGCGGUGGCUCAGGUUCGGACAGCGGCUCGUCGGGUUCGUCGGGUUCGUCGGGCUCGUCUGGCUCGUCUGGCUCGUUCCCUGGCGUGACUUCGGGAUCUGGCUCGGACUCGAACUCGAACUCGGGUGCGGACUCGAACUCGAACUCGAACUCGAACUCGGGUGCGGACUCGAGCGCUAACUCGGGUGCCAACUCGGGUGCUGGCUCGGACUCCAACUCGAACUCGAACUCGGGUGCUGGCUCGGACUCCAACUCGAACUCAAACUCGAACUCGGGCUCUAACUCGAACUCGGGUGCCGACUCGAGCUCGAACUCGGGCUCUAACUCGAACUCGGGUGCCGACUCGAACUCGAACUCGGGCUCUAACUCGAACUCGGGCUCUGACCCGUCUUCGAGCUCGAACUCGGGCUCGGACUCGUCGUCGAACUCGAACUCGAACUCGGGCUCGAACUCGGGCUCGGGCUCGGGCUCGAACUCGGGCUCUGACUCGUCCUCUGGCUCCAAGUCGGGCUCGGACUCGAACUCGGGCUCUGGUUCCAAGUCGGGUUCUGGCUCUAAGUCGGGCUCUAACUCGCACUCGGGCUCCAAGUCUGGCUCGGGCUCCAAGUCGGGUUCGGGCUCGCACUCGGGCUCUGGCUCCAAGUCGGGUUCGGGCUCCAAGUCGGGUUCUAGCUCUGGUUCGAACUCGGGCUCCAACUCGACGUCUGGCUCUGACUCGGGCUCCGGCUCCGGCUCGGGCUCGGGCUCUGGUUCCAACUCGAGCUCCAACUCGGGCUCCAACUCGACCUCCGGCUCUGAUUCGGGCUCCGGCUCGGGCUCUAGCUCGAACUCGGGCUCGAACUCGAACUCGGGAUCGAACUCGAACUCGGGAUCGAACUCGAACUCGGGAUCGAACUCGAACUCGGGCUCUGGCUCCGGCUCUAACUCGAACUCGGGCUCGAACUCGUCUUCGGGCUCGAACUCGGGUUCGAACUCGGGCUCGAACUCGUCUGGCAACGACCCUGAGCUGUGCGACGACAGCGAAAGCGACAGCCUUCUUCCUCCCCUUCUCCAGAACUUCCCGAGUGCUAGCCAGGUUAGUGAAGCGGUCAGCAAGCACUGCGUCCCCACUUCAUCUUCUAACUCGAGCUCUUCGUCCGGAACGUCUUCCGCUUCCCCUUCCUCUUCUGCGCGCAAUGCUAACAUCAGAACUGAUACGAGCGGCUCCUUCCCUACUGCCACCUCGAAGCGGCUAGACCGUGUGGUUUCGACGCUCAGCUCGUCGGACGUGUCGUCCAGCACUUCUCCCAGCUCGAAGCACUCUAACAAGCACCACUCCUCGUCGCACGGCCACAGCUCGAGCAAGCACCACUCGUCGAGCAAGCAUCACUCGUCGAGCAAGCAUCACUCGUCGGGCAAGCAUCACUCGUCGAGCAAGCACCACUCGUCUGCUAAGGCCACGUCGAGCGAUGACUGUGAUGACGAGUAA
This is a messenger RNA of Malassezia japonica, 1875 nucleotides long. RefSeq lists its product as uncharacterized. The record is from RefSeq and is a predicted model, not a curated record. NCBI's taxonomy places the organism in Eukaryota, Fungi, Basidiomycota, Malasseziomycetes, Malasseziales, Malasseziaceae. Bases 1 to 1875 code for a protein of 624 amino acids. The transcript has a single exon.